CUCUUAGCUUUGAACUUCCAUACAGAUAACUUUUUGGUCUUAGCAUUGAUCUUCCAUCACACUAUUAUCAUAUAGCCUUAAAAUUAACCCAAAAUCACACCAAAGUCCAUAUCUCCAAAAUAGGAAGAUCUUCCCAAAAGUCAAAACGACACCGUCUAAUUCCUAUCAUUGAAACAUUGGAAGAGUAUACUAGAGUCUUCUUCAACUCUCAACUCACAAAUUUUAAGCAGCAAAAAUGGUGGCAAGUACAAUUUUUACUUAUUUUGCUUCCCCUUCAAUUACUUCUCAACCCACAAAAAUCUCGCCUUUUGCUUCAAUUUCAAAAAGGAGCUCAAACAAAUCGAUUGUAUCUGUAUUAUCCAAUCCAUCCAAUGAUUAUUCUUCACUUGCUGGAUUAUCUAGUAAAAGCAUUGGUCUUCCAUUAAAGCUCGACCUGCCUGGCCAAUACAAUAGCAACCUAAGCAACGGGCCUAUAGAAGCCAGAAAGGGUAAUCCACCUGUAAUGCCUGCUGUAUUGACACCAGCAGGGCCUCUGGACCUGUCUAGCGUAUUAUUUAGAAAUCGGAUAAUAUUUAUUGGGCAACCAGUGAACUCUCAGGUGGCUCAGCGGGUUAUCACCCAGCUGGUAACUUUGGCUGCUGUUGAUGAAAACUCUGAUAUACUGAUCUAUCUAAACUGCCCUGGUGGAAGCACCUAUUCUGUGUUAGCGAUUUAUGACUGCAUGUCUUGGAUAAAACCAAAAGUUGGGACAGUUUGUUUUGGUGUAGCUGCAAGUCAAGGUGCACUUCUCCUUGCUGGUGGAGAAAAGGGGAUGCGCUAUGCGAUGCCAAAUACACGCAUUAUGAUUCAUCAACCGCAGAGUGGAUGUGGGGGUCAUGUUGAGGACGUCAGGCGUCAAGUUAAUGAAGCAGUUCAAACCCGACAUAAAAUUGACCAAAUGUAUGCUUCAUUCACUGGUCAAACGCUUGAGAAAGUACAGCAAUACACAGAGAGAGAUCGUUUCUUAUCCGUCACAGAGGCAAUGGAGUUCGGUCUUGUAGAUGGCAUUUUGGAAACUGAGUAUUGAGGAUGCUGUAUUUGAUGCUUUGGGAAACGUUUCAUGAUCCAUCUUCCUUAUUGCUGUUGUACCAUUAGUAUAGUCUUACGAGUAAUCCGACACUAAUUUUAAUCUGUUGCAGUCACAGCUCAACUAGUUAGUUUACAUCAUUUGUAAUUGGGACAUGGUUGUUGUCCUUGUAUAUCUUCAAAGAGGAAUUACAUUCAUUUAUUUGGAUCUCAA
Messenger RNA from Beta vulgaris subsp. vulgaris (sugar beet), 1279 nucleotides. Its product is annotated as ATP-dependent Clp protease proteolytic subunit 6, chloroplastic. The record is from RefSeq and is a predicted model, not a curated record. The coding region runs from base 236 to 1066 and encodes 276 amino acids. NCBI's taxonomy places the organism in Eukaryota, Viridiplantae, Streptophyta, Magnoliopsida, Caryophyllales, Amaranthaceae. Gene Ontology annotation, cellular component: endopeptidase Clp complex. The transcript is spliced from 9 exons. Gene Ontology annotation, biological process: protein quality control for misfolded or incompletely synthesized proteins. Gene Ontology annotation, molecular function: ATPase binding; serine-type endopeptidase activity; ATP-dependent peptidase activity.